UCCGGGCUACUUUUUCAAUGACUAUUUCCAGUAUUCUUCCUGGAUGGCUGAGUAGAGCUGACUAAGCAGACAACCGUUGAAAAAUAUUAUUGGACUGAAAAAAAGAGGCGGCUGCUGCUUUGACGGAGAUGGGGAAUUGCUGCUCCGACGUUGCCGGCGGACAGUCGGCGGUCGGCGGCACUGCUUCAUUUCAAGCUAAUUCUUCCAACGCUCCCAACGAUGCCGUUGAUGCUUUUCUUAACUCUCGCGGCUACAAAGGACUUUACUCUCAGAUCGAGUUGUCUCUCUCUGCUACAAACUUGCGUGAUCGGGAUAUUCUAUCCAAGAGUGAUCCUAUGGCAGUUAUUUAUACCAAAAAGAAAGAUGGUUCGCUUCAAGAAUUCGGUCGUACUGAAGUUCUUUUGAACUCUUUGAGUCCCAAGUGGAUUAAAAAGUUCAAUAUUACCUACCAGUUUGAGAUAGUGCAGCAUUUAGUGUUUCAUGUGUAUGAUGUCGAUACACAGUUUCACAAUAUAGAUGUAAAGAUGCUUAGGUUGGAGGAGCAGCAGUUCCUGGGCGAGGCUAAUUGCACCUUAUCUGAGAUUAUCACAAGAUCAAACAAGUCAUUGACCUUAGACCUUGUAGAUAAACCAGGAUCUUCUGGUUCUGCUAUUCCCAAAAAGCUUGGUCAAAUCACCCUUUUUGCUGAAGAGAGUUUUGCAUCAAAGACUACAACUGAAUUGGUUCUGAGAUGUUCAGACUUGGAAUCUAAGGAUUUAUUUUCAAAAAGUGAUCCUUUCCUUAUCAUAUCAAAAGUUACAGAGAGUGGAGUAGCUGUUCCGAUCUGCAAAACUGAAGUUUUGAAAAAUGAUCAUAGUCCGAGAUGGAAGCCAGUUUUUCUAAGUAUUCAGCAAGCUGGAAGCAAGGACAGCCCAUUGAUUAUAGAGUGCUUCAACUUCAAUGGUAACGGGAAACAUGAUUUACUGGGUAAAGUUCAGAAAUCUUUAGCAGAAUUGGAGAAUUUGCAUUCUGCCGGGACAGGAUCAAAUUUGUUCAUGCCUGCUGCAUUCGGCCAAAGUCAUCCCAACAAGGUCCUAAAGAGCCAACUGUUUGUUGACAAGUUUUCUGAGAAAAUCCAGCAUACAUUCCUUGAUUACUUAGCUGGUGGUUAUGAACUGAACUUCAUGGUUGCGAUUGAUUUCACUGCUUCAAAUGGAAAUCCUCGCCUGCCUGAUUCUCUGCAUUAUAUUGACCCUUCUGGACGGCCAAAUGCGUACCAGAAAGCAAUCUUAGAGGUAGGAGAAGUAUUGCAAUUCUAUGAUUCAGACAAGCGCUUUCCUGCUUGGGGUUUUGGAGCCCGACCAAUUGAUGGCCCAGUCUCUCAUUGCUUUAACUUAAAUGGAAGCAGUAACUAUUGUGAGGUUGAAGGAAUUCAAGGAAUUCUGGCGGCAUACAUAAGUGCCCUUUAUAAUGUUUCGCUUGCUGGACCAACUUUAUUUGGACCAGUCAUUACCGCUGCUGCACAUAUUGCUAGCCAAGCCGUGACAAGCGAUCGAAGGAAGUACUUUGUUUUGUUAAUUAUCACGGAUGGAGUAAUUACAGAUCUCCAAGAAACUAUAGAUGCUUUUGUUAAGGCAUCAGAUCUACCUUUAUCCGUCCUUAUUGUUGGGGUUGGAGGAGCAGACUUUAAGGAAAUGGAGAUUUUGGAUGCAGAUAAGGAAAGACUUGAAAGUUCAACAGGCCGAGUUGCAUCGCGAGAUAUUGUUCAGUUUGUUCCAUUUCGUGAUGUACAGAGUGGAGAGAUGUCUGUUGUUCAAUCACUUUUAGCAGAAUUACCUUCCCAAUUUUUGACGUACGUGAGAUCUAGAAAUUUAUACCCCAUUAGCUGAAUAUACCAACAAUUGUACAUACAAAUGGAUUCUCUUCAAUUACCGUGUCAAUUAAAUUUUCCUUUUUGAACCCUAGUUUCAUCUUCCAAUGCAAAUGUGCUUUUGUA
Molecule: messenger RNA, 1975 nt
Organism: Coffea eugenioides
Lineage: Eukaryota; Viridiplantae; Streptophyta; Magnoliopsida; Gentianales; Rubiaceae
Product: protein BONZAI 1
Exons: 16
Coding region: 129-1868 (579 amino acids)
Biological process (GO): cellular response to calcium ion
Cellular component (GO): plasma membrane
Molecular function (GO): calcium-dependent phospholipid binding
Source: RefSeq, a predicted model, not a curated record